Molecule: messenger RNA, 792 nt
Organism: Panicum hallii
Lineage: Eukaryota; Viridiplantae; Streptophyta; Magnoliopsida; Poales; Poaceae
Product: gamma-glutamyl peptidase 3-like
Exons: 3
Coding region: 1-792 (263 amino acids)
Cellular component (GO): cytosol
Source: RefSeq, a predicted model, not a curated record
AUGGUUGCUGUGGAGGCAGCGGCGAGGCCGAGCAGGCGGCUCGCGCUGCUGAUGGCGGCGCGCGACUCGGAGUACGUGCUCAAGAAGUACGGCGGCUACCUCCACGUCUUCGUGGCCGCGUUCGGCGGCGCCGGCGAGGCGUGGGACCUGUACCGGGCCAUCGACGGGGAACUCCCGGCGCCGGGGGACCUCGGGGGCUACGACGGCUUCGUGAUCAGCGGCAGCCCGCACGACGCGUACGGCGACGAGCCGUGGAUCCUGCGCCUGUGCCUCCUGGUCCGGGAGCUGCACGCCAUGCGCAAGCGGGUCCUCGGCGUCUGCUUCGGCCACCAGGUGAUCUGCCGCGCGCUGGGCGGGCGCGUGGGCAGGGCCCGCGGCGGCUGGGACGUCGGCGUCAGGGAGGUGGACAUCGCGGACGCGCUGCCGCCGUGUCGGUUCCUCGACGCGCUGCGCGGGCGCGGCCAGCUGCCGCGCCGCGCCAAGAUCACCGAGGUCCACCAGGACGAGGUGUGGGAGGUGCCGGAGGGCGCGGAGGUGCUGGCCUCCUCCGACAAGACGGGCGUCGAGAUGUUCCGCGUCGGCGAGCACGUGCUGGGCAUCCAAGGCCACCCGGAGUACACCAAGGACAUCCUCCUCAGCCUCGUCGACCGCCUGGUCACCGCCGGGUCCAUCACCGUGUCGUUCGCUGAGGUUGUUAAGAGGCAGCUGGAGGCUACUGCGCCGGACAGGGAGUUCUGGCUCAAGCUCUGCAAGAGCUUCCUCAAAGCUGAUGAAGAUAAGGUCUGCAAGUGA